UCUGGGUGCUAUUGUGUGCUCAGCUGUGUUUGUGUGUACUAGUGCUGUAUACACUAAGUGCGGUGUUGUUAUUGUUGUCAAACUGUGGUGCGAAAUGGAACCACCUGGCGGGAGGGAUUCCCGAUUCAACCUAGGUUACAGCAUGAACCUGCUGUCAGGCGAGACGCCGCCAGAGAUCUACGGCAACCCUGGCCUGGGGCGGCCCUCCACCAGCUUGCAGCAGCUGUCGCCGCGCCACACGAUGGUGUCGAGCGCUUGCGGAGGGCGCGGCCUCAAAGGCGACAUCUGCUACGACGAUCGGGGGAUGCCCUCGCAGGGCAUGGGACUGGAGGCGUGCGGCGUCAACGACAUAUCCGAAGACACCUACAACACCCUCCAGCCUAAGAAAUCGCCGCCGAGUAACGGCAAAAAGACCAAAGGCAGAGUCAAGAUCAAGAUGGAAUACAUAGAAAACAAGUUGCGGCGGUACACGACGUUCUCAAAGAGGAAGACUGGCAUCAUGAAGAAGGCCUACGAGCUGUCGACUCUCACCGGGACACAGGUGAUGCUCCUGGUGGCGUCUGAGACGGGGCACGUGUACACCUUCGCCACCCGCAAACUCCAACCGAUGAUAACCAGCGAGGCUGGUAAAGCGCUGAUUCAGACCUGUUUGAACUCCCCGGAUCCUCCGGCAGGUUCGGCAUCCGGUGACCAGCGAAUGUCGGCCACCGGAUUCGAGGAGACGGAACUUACCUACAACAUCAGCGACGAGGACUCCAAAGAUGACAACAUGUCGGGGGGCGAAUCUAGCGACAGUAGUGACGCCGACGCCCACGAGGAUGAACCCGACGUCGGUUUUGCACCUUCAUCGUCGAAAGCAGCGACCCCUCCUCCUUCCACGUCUUCACAACCCUCAUCUACGUCUUCCAGCACGUCAACGACAGCACCAUCGACGACAACGACAAAGUCGUCUGCGUCUCAACCCUCAAUCAUGUCUCCUCUGCUAUACCAAACUCCUCAAGGUAUGAUGUAUGCGACUCCGUCGAACGGAGGAGUCAUCUUCAGUUUAGCCCAGACGGAUUCUGCACACCCUCAGUUUAUUACGAUACCAUUGUCGAUGGUAGCGGCUAACGGCCAAGGAGAACUUGACCUGUCGAAACGGAAGUGACCGUCGAAUAAGAUUAUUGGCACGUUGCGGGCUUCCGUCGACUUUGUUUCAUAUGUGCGCUUCAGUUUCCUUUUCCGGUUAUCGAGGCGGACGGUUUCGUCGGGACGUGAUGUGCCCGUUUCCGUAUUCAAAAAUCAUGGAGCUUGGACGCGCAUUUUUUUAUUUGCUAAUAAGCCGAAGAAGAGGCAUAUCUAGCAAGGGACACUUGACUUGUACUUUAAAGCAAUAAUUACUAAGACAGAAUCGGUUUUCAAUUUGUUAUGUAGAAAAUUUUAUUCUGUUGCUCCAUGACAAAUAGGAGUGUCGAAAAAUAUUAAUUAAUUUAUGUAGAUAUUUGACACCAAAGGCUAUGGUGGAAUGGAUAUUAACGUAUUUUUCAAACUGCUACUUUCAGAAAAACGGCAAGGAAGAAUCUACUGGAGCCGGAUACUUAAGGCAAGUAUUCACCCAUUGGCAUCUACAUUUUUUCUAUUCACAUGAGUAAUGUUGAAUGGCCUAUACAGAUACAAAUAUUUUAUUAUGAAGAAAUUGAAGACUGAAAAGUUGUUUAUAACGUCACCAAAUUACCAAUAAUAGUUAUUUAUUCUAAGAGUUUGAGUUUAAAUCGGACGCAUUAUUUCACCGAGUGGAUUAUCAUCUACGAGGUGGAAUAAAGCGUCUCAUUUACACUCAAACGAGUUGAAUACAACAUUUUAUUCUUCGAAUUAGACUCAAUGAGGUUAAACUUUCUUUAAAUCUGUUAAAAAUAAUCUGACGUUUCGUAUUGAGAAAUGCCAAACAUUUGUCAAAACUUCCUUACACGGGAGAAAAACCGUAAAUUUUGACAGUGUCGAAGAAUAAAAGAUUUUUCGUACUGUUUUUGUGGACGCAAUUUAUUCCCAAACAAAAUACUAAAUCAAAACUAUCGCCAUGCAAAAUCUUUUGCCUACCAUUCAUUCCUAGACGAUGAAUAAUUUUUUAUCUGCAAAUGUUAUAAACACUUUCGGUUUCUUACUUUAAGAUGCAAUAAUCCAGGUAAAUAUACAAGAAAAUGCGCAAAUAUUACAAUAACAAGUACACCGAAAUUGGAAAAAUGUUUUACAGGUUAAAUGUUCCUUUCUGAAAAAUUGUAAUUACAUUAAAGAAGCUUAAACAUAUAAUAAUGUUUUACUUUCUUUUGAUGUAAAUUGACUAUUUUUUUCCAAACAGCAAUGCUUUAGCAAACAUGUGAAUAAAGGUAUACAAUAUAGGUAUUAAUAGUACUUUAAUAAUCGUGUAAAAACUAUUUUGUGCUAAUUUAUAUCCUAUUUGACAAAAGUCAUAUUAGUUUUUUUUAACGAUUCUUGCGAAAAAUGUUUGUCGUUUUGUCAUUGUCGUGCUUUUGAUUUUAUGUUUGUUACUGUAAAAAGUGACAAUAAUUCUCGCCAAAUCGUACUUAUUUAUUUAUUAUAAUAUUAUCCCAAUUACUACUAGUUUCGUAUUCAAUUUAGACUGAAAUUUGUUGGAACGACCGCUUUGAUCUGGCGCUCAUUCCAGCAAUUUUAUUUCUCUACUUGUGUUAUAAUGCUAGUCAAUGCUAGUGCAUAAAUUUGUGUUUUUUUAGGUUGGUGUUACUAAUAAUACGUUGUUAGUAUGAUAUACAAAAAUGUUUGUCAGUUGGUUUCUGUCGGCAUUUCCGUCAAUCACCGAACAUUCCAAAAAAAGGGCAAUGUUUUUAGAACUACUGUCUUGUUAACUGCUGAUGGUAACCCGACUGGAGAUAUUUUUGCAAAAUUGUUGAAAACGUUUUUAUUUAUUAAUUUAUUGGAUGCAGUUUUAUAAAUAAAGGUGCCUUUAGAUAAUGUACUUGUAACAUAUCUUUUUUGAUAUUUAUCAUAUUUACAUAAUAAAAGUUAUGCAAAGCAGUGCUCAAACUAUCACGCCUUUUAUUUUUGUAUCCUUGUAAGCCUUAAACUGCCAUCAUGUAAUAAUAAUGCAUAAACAAAUAGGAAAAAAAUUGUUUUCAUUGUAUAACGAAAAGAAUAUCUGUAUUUAUAUUUCGUGCCAUAUAUAUCUGCGAAAAUAAAAUUUGUUAUUAUGUUCUGUU
This is a messenger RNA of Tribolium madens (black flour beetle), 3212 nucleotides long. RefSeq names its product serum response factor homolog (gene bs). Gene Ontology annotation, molecular function: DNA-binding transcription factor activity, RNA polymerase II-specific; protein dimerization activity; RNA polymerase II cis-regulatory region sequence-specific DNA binding. Lineage: Eukaryota; Metazoa; Arthropoda; Insecta; Coleoptera; Tenebrionidae. The record is from RefSeq and is a predicted model, not a curated record. The transcript is spliced from 3 exons. Gene Ontology annotation, biological process: positive regulation of transcription by RNA polymerase II. The coding region runs from base 95 to 1147 and encodes 350 amino acids.